Molecule: messenger RNA, 941 nt
Organism: Plectropomus leopardus (leopard coralgrouper)
Lineage: Eukaryota; Metazoa; Chordata; Actinopteri; Perciformes; Serranidae
Gene: epdr1
Product: ependymin related 1
Biological process (GO): cell-matrix adhesion
Cellular component (GO): extracellular region; lysosome
Molecular function (GO): calcium ion binding
Source: RefSeq, a predicted model, not a curated record
UUUUCUGCAGCAGGUGCAGCUUAUCAACAAUAAUAACGGGAUCAGCUAACGGGACUCCGGUACCUACAGACGGGAUGCACCGACUGUUGCUCGUGUUUCUGGCCGCCGCCGGGGCGUCUGUCCUCGGCGUCCUCGGGCGGAGCGUGUCCCCGGCGGCCGGGCCGUGCCUCGCCCCGCUGCAGUGGGAGGGCCGCUGGGUGCAGUACGACCACAGCACCGGCAGGAACAGACGGGCCGCGGUCUCCUACGACGGCCUGAACCAGAGGAUCCGAGUCCUGCAGCAGCACAAGAAGCACACCCCGUGUCAGAAGUUUUUCGAGUACAUCUACCUGUACCAGAGCGGGGUGAUGUUCCAGAUUGACCAGAAGACCAAAGACUGCUCAAAGAUCGCUCUGACGGAGGACUGGGAUCCCUUCGACAUCCCGUCCAACUCCACCUUCGAGGACCAGUACAUCAUCGGGGGCCCCGGGGACAACGUGGAGGUUCAGGAGUGGUCAGACAGGAAGCCGGCACGCCAACAUGAGACCUGGGUGGGCGUUUACACCCUGAAGGACUGCUACCCGGUGCAGGAGACCUACACCAGGAACAGCAGCGUCACCACCUCCACCCGCUUCUUCAGCCUGCAGCUGGGCAUCAGCGACCCGGACGUCUUCACGCCGCCCAGCACCUGUCAGUCAGCUCGGCCCGAGAGGCUGGCCGAGUCCGCCUGCUGAGGCUCGCCUUCGCCCGUAGAUACUUAACGGCACUCUGAGGCUGCGUCCGAAAUCACUCCCUCGUUACCUCGUCCGCUUCUCCUAAUACAGCAGACAAUCGGCAGUUCAGCCGCCCUCGAAUUGUGCAAAUUCAGACUGCGAAUAUGAAAUACGCCUAACGGAAACACGUCAAUUUAGGAACCAAAAAAAGUUUUUACGCUCGCAUGAGGUGGUAUUUCAGGCGAUUCG